Lotus japonicus is the source of this 1817-nucleotide messenger RNA. RefSeq names its product F-box/kelch-repeat protein At3g06240-like. Bases 145 to 1407 code for a protein of 420 amino acids. Lineage: Eukaryota; Viridiplantae; Streptophyta; Magnoliopsida; Fabales; Fabaceae. Gene Ontology annotation, molecular function: protein binding. The transcript is spliced from 2 exons. The record is from RefSeq and is a predicted model, not a curated record.
GAAAUGAAGUGUAUAAAAUAGGAGGUGUGUAUAUAUCAUUGUUGGUUAUGGAAUAUCAUGGUUUCUAGAAUUGAGUUCAGAAACGCUCUUCUUCAUCCUUCAAAUUGAACCUCUCUCACAAUCACUACUCACUGGAGAAGAAAGAUGAACGAGCAACGACAAUGGUGCACGGAGAACCCCUCUCUAUUUUCCAAUCUCCCUGAAGAGUUGAUUCUACAUAUUCUACUGAGGUUACCGGUGAGAUCUCUUCUCCGCUUCAAAUCGGUAUGCAAAUCGUGGCUGUCUUUGAUUUCCGAUCCCAAAUUUGGUAAAUCUCACUAUGAUAUAUCUGCUUCACCCACUCACCGAUGUCUUACCAAAGGCAAUGAUUCUGAAAUUGAGUCCAUAGAUGUAGAUGCAUCAUCACUUCACGAUGAUUCUUCUGUAGUUAGCCUCAAAUUUCCGCUUCCACCACCGCCCCGUGAGGGAUAUGUUUUUGGUCCUGACCCCCCUAGUGAUGUUGAGUUCGUGGGUUCAUGUAGAGGGUUUGUUCUUGUAGCUUAUCCACAAGGUGAUGUCAUUGUAUGGAAUCCAUCAACCGGUGUGCAGAGAAGAAUUGUAGAUGACCUUGAUGAGAUGAUUGCUAUGUAUCCAACUGGUUUUGGGUAUGACAAAUCAACAGAUGACUACUUGCUCGUUAUUAUGAACGUGAUUCCUGAAGGCUAUUAUCCAGAGGAUGUACCUGAUCUUCCUACUACCAUUCGCAUUUUUUCCAUGAAAACAAAUUCCUGGUUUAACCAGGAGGGUACUUAUGCUCAAUAUGUGGAUAUGGGUUGUGCUCAUCUCAAAAUUGGGGCCUUCUUGAACGACACACUGCACUGGUUGGUAACCUCUUAUGAAACCAAACUUCAUUUAAUUAUUGCCUUUGAUUUGGUACAAAGGAGUUUUUCAGAGAUUCCUUUGCCACACGUUUUAGCCAGGGAAUUAGAAAAUAAACAUUGGUAUAAUUUGAGGGUCAUGGGAGAAUGUCUCAGCCUAUGUUACCCAGGUAACAUGGAUUCAAUGGCUGAGAUUUGGAUGCUGAAAGACUAUAAAGUGCAGUCAUCUUGGGCCAAAUUAUUUGUUUUUUCUACCUGUAACAUUCCCCGUAAUGUCAUUUAUCCAAUAUGUUUCACCAAACAUGGUGAAUUGUUUUGUUCAUAUGGCUCUGGAAGAUUAAUGAUAGUUGAUGACAAAGGGUGGCAGCUUCUUGAUCAGAGCACUAAAUGGCCCAAACCCCAUAUGAUGUUUGGUGAGGAAAGAGAGUGUAUGCUGCCCUGUGGUUUGUAUAGAGAGAGUUUACUAUCACUCACUAAUGACUUUCAGGAAGCAAGUGAAGAUGACCAGCUGACGAUUUCCUUGGUGGGGACAAGUGAAGAUGACCAAUAGGCAAUAGUAUCUGGCAAUAAGAAUUAGGAUAUGAGAAAGAACUUCCCGUUUGAGCUAUUUUACUUGGGUGGUGAUGAAGUUAAUACAAGUCAAUUUUAUUGGUUUCCUUCUUGCAACAUCCUAGCUAACCACUUGACCUAAAAGCAUAAGUUGUUCAAUGUCUAAAUUUUUUUUUUUAUCAGUAGUAGAACUAAGUUGAACUCUAAAGUCAUAAAUGCUAUAUGAGGGCACUUGAUGAUCCUGCAUUUUCCCUUCUUCAUGGACAACGGGUAUUGUAGGUUGAUUUGUGACAGCUAGUCCUUACUCUGCUAAAGUUAUCGCAUGAAUAAACUACAAUGAAAUUUAUAUUCUAUGUUUAGAUAUAUCAGGGGGUUAUGAUUCAUCCCCACCCUUAAUUUAUUUUAUUUUCA